Messenger RNA from Cololabis saira (Pacific saury), 3189 nucleotides. RefSeq names its product RE1-silencing transcription factor (gene rest). The record is from RefSeq and is a predicted model, not a curated record. The transcript is spliced from 8 exons. The coding region runs from base 141 to 2624 and encodes 827 amino acids. Gene Ontology annotation, biological process: regulation of gene expression. Gene Ontology annotation, cellular component: nucleus. Lineage: Eukaryota; Metazoa; Chordata; Actinopteri; Beloniformes; Belonidae.
CGUCGCUGUGGAGGAAUGUGCGGAAACUUGUGUUCACUUUUCCGCGGCGUCCGUCGAGCGAAAAGCGGCUCCGGAGCGGAAUAAAGCUGCGGGAAAGUUGCUGGAAGAGGCUGCGGAGUCGGUAAGGUCCAGGACCUAGCAUGGCGACACAGACGGCGUUCCCGGCGGGGGUUUACCACCACGACGAGGAGGGGGCGGGGCUACCGGCCCCCCAGCUGGUGAUGCUAGCCACCGUGGCGGCGGAGGCUAGCGGCGGCGGCUGCGACGGCAGCGUGGCCGACGAGAAGGAGAUGAUGGAGCUGACGACGGUGGGGAGCAGCUACUCGGACAGCGAGGACGAGGGCGUCAUCAGGUACGGCUACGACAACCACCGCGAGGUCUGCAUCGUGGAGUACCCCGAGUCCCCCGAGUCCCCCGAGUCCCCCGAGUCCCCGGCCGGCUCGGCCCCCGGGGGGGGCGGGGACGAGGAGCAGCCCCGCCCCCCCACCCCCCCGGAGCUGGGGGGCGGGGCCGAGCCGCCCGCUAGCGGCGGCGCCGCCGCGCAGAAGAAGAAGAAGCCGUUCCGCUGCAAGCCCUGCCACUUCCAGGCGCAGAGCGAGGAGGAGUUCGUGCAGCACCUGAGCUCCCACAGCGUUAGCAAGAUGAUGGUGGUCAACCAGGUGGAGGGGCGGAGCCAGGAGGAGGGGCGGGGCAAGGGCCGGCCCCGGGAGGCGGAGCCACCGCCGGCCGGCGCCGAGGACGGCGGAGACCUUAAGGGCCUGAUCCGCUGCGAGCGCUGCGGCUACAACACCAACCGCUACGACCACUACAUCGCCCACCUGAAGCACCACAGCAAGGAGGGCGACGACCACAGGGUGUUCAAGUGCACGCUCUGCCCCUACACCACGGUCAGCCAGUACCACUGGAGGAAACACCUGAGGAACCACUUCCCCUCCAAGCUGCACACCUGCAGCCAGUGCAGCUACUUCUCCGACCGCAAGAGCAACUACGUCCAGCACAUCCGCACGCACACAGGCGUCCGUCCGUUCCGGUGUUUGUACUGCGACUAUUCCAGUUCCCAGAAAACCCACCUGACCCGCCACAUGAGGACCCACUCAGGCGAGCGGCCCUUCAAGUGCGACAGCUGCCCGUACCUGGCGGCCAACCAGCACGAGGUGACGCGCCACGCGCGGCAGGUGCACGACGGGCCGAAGCCGCUGGGCUGCCCGUACUGCGACUACAAGACGGCCGACCGCAGCAACUUCAAGAAGCACGUGGAGCUGCACCUGAACCCGCGGCAGUUCCUCUGCCCGCUCUGCAAGUACGCCGCCUCCAAGAAGUGCAACCUGCAGUACCACCUGAAGUCCCGGCACGCCGGCUGCCCCGCGCCGCUGGACACGUCCAAGGUGCGGCUGCGGGCGAAGAGGACGGCGGCGGAGGAACUGGAACCGGGGGCCGGCCCGGGAACCGAAGAACCGGGAACCGAAGAACCGGGGACCGAAGAACCGGGGACCGAAGAACCGGGGAUCGAAGAACCGGGAACCGAAGAACCGGGGACCGGCCCGGAAACCGACGGCCCGGACGACUCCAGCCCCAUCAACCUGUCUGUCCGCCGGGCCGGCCGGCCCCCCCAGCCGGACCAGAACCCCGACAGGAAGACCCGGCCCCCCCAGCCGGACCAGAACUCGGACAGAAAGGCCCGGCCCCCCCAGCCGGACCAGAACUCGGACAGAAAGGUCUCGACCCGGCAGAAGAAGCUCGCAGGCGAGAGUCCGGUCCCGGCGGAACCGGCACCUGCACCGAAGGUCCCGGACAAGCCCCGGAAACGGGCCAAGAAGAGGAUUCCUCUGGCCGAGGAGGAACCCCAGAACCAGAACCAGAACCAGACCCCGGGAGGACCCGGACCCGAGGAGGAGCCGGCGCCGCCGGCGGAGAAGAACCGGAACCUCGGCAAGUCCAGGAAGCCCGGGAGGAAGAAGAAGCCGGGACUCGGGAAGAAACCGGAACCGGAAAACGAGGAAACCCAGAAGAAGAAGAAGAAGGAGGAGAAGCCCGGGUCCAAGCCCGGGUCCAAGCCCGGGUCCAAGAGGAAGGCCCCGGCCGAGGUUCUGGACCUGUCCCAGAAGUCCAAGACCCGGCGCCUGAAGGCUCCGGUGGAGCCGCCGCCGCCCGAACCGGCCGGGGAACCCGGGCCGGCCCCGGCGGCGCCGAAGAAGAGAGGCAGGAAGCCCGGCAGGAAGGCGGCGGUUCUGCGGCUGGACCCGGUGGUCCCGGUGGUCCCGGUGGUCCCGGUGGUGCAGGACCCCCCCGGCCCGGUCCAGACGCCCUCAGAGACCGACGAGGGAAUCCACAGCAGCCACGAGGCAGGAAGUGACAUCAGCGACAGCGUCUCGGAGGGAAGUGACGACUCCGGUCUCCACGGCAACGCCGGCGGCAAGAUGGCCGACGACACGCCCCCGGACACGCCCACAGAGGACGUGGCCACGCCCUCGGACACGCCCACACUGGCCACGCCCACAGAUCUCAAGAGCCACACCUGCAUCUUCUGCGACCGGGCGUUCCCGCUGGAGUCGGCGUACCGGCGCCACCUCAACCGCCACCUGGUCAACGUUUACUUCCUGGACGCCGCCAAGGCGGGGGAGUGAGGCGCCGCCGCCGCGGCAACGACGGGCCGCCGCCGCGGCUACCGCUAACGCUCUGGUCCGAGCCUGCGACAAUCAGGACCAGGACGCGCCGCGGCGGCGAUUAGCUCUGAGACGUUUCAGUGCAAUAACUAGUUUCUCCUGCGGAGGGGGCGUGGCCCCAGGCCAUGAGGUCACAUGAUGUAGGGGGCGUGGCCCCAGGCCAUGAGGUCACAUGAUGUAGGGGGCGUGGCCCCAGGCCAUGAGGUCACAUGAUGUAGGGGGCGUGGCCCCAGGCCAUGACGUCACAUGAUGUAGGGGGCGUGGCCCCAGGCCAUGAGGUCACAUGAUGUAGGGGGCGUGGCCCCAGGCCAUGAGGUCACAUGAUGUAGGGGGCGUGGCCCCAGGCCAUGAGGUCACAUGAUGUAGGGGGCGUGGCCAAACCCUGACGGUUAUUUUCUCCAUUACCAGUAAAUCAACUGUCGUCUUCUGUUCCUUUUUCAAUAAAGUUUUUUUCAGCCUCAACACGUCUGGUUUUUGGUUUUGUCGAUGACGACGAUAUUUAAUCCGAAUUUUCAUUGACGUCGAA